Molecule: messenger RNA, 2068 nt
Organism: Dimorphilus gyrociliatus
Lineage: Eukaryota; Metazoa; Annelida; Polychaeta; Dinophilidae
Source: the annotation of a GenBank genome assembly
UAUGACUGAAAUUAGCCAAGAUAGAGUUGAAGAGCCUGACUUUAUUGCAUGCUCGGAGGGAGUGAGAUAUUUUUAUGAAACUUCCGUCAAGGCUAAGCAAGAAUCUAAAUCAUAUGCUUUUAGUAAUUUAUCAAAGUCUUUGGAAUAUGAGCGACAUUUAAAAACUGUAACAAAUUAUGGUCUUUCGCAUGGUCUCUCACCUGAUUUAAUUCAUUCCAUAAUCUGCAUUGUGUCAUUAAAUAGAUGGCAAACAUCAGUCAUUGGAAAACUUUUGCGCUCUUGUCUCCCUGCCAAUUACGUACAGAGCUCAACAAUAGUUCACGCUAUUGGAACUUUGACUAUAAAUACUGUACCAAUGAUUAUUAAGAAAAAGCUAGUAACCUGGAUCGUUAUAGUAUUUAAUGCUGUUGAUGAUAUGUCACCCGUUCAUAGAUUAUAUGAAGUUGUCUUUAAUUCCGUUGGCUGUGAUCCAUUGAGAGCCAAACUAUGCCAGAUAUUAUAUAGGCUGACACGAAGGAAGGAUGUUACUUAUUACAGAAUUCAAGAGCUUCUAAAAAUUCGUAAACGAGCAGGCAAUGAACCAGGAUUAAUAGGUUUACUUUCAAUUUAUAAACUCUACAAGCCAUCAAUGAUAACCAUUUCUUUAAAAACCGGUCGAAAGGCUUUCUUCAAUUUGACUAACAAAAGAUGGCGAAACGAUUUUCUGUCUAUUCAACAUAAAAAUGAGAAUUUAAGAAGUGACAAGAAUACUCCACUGAAUGCUGUUGACAAUAUCUUAUCUCCAAUUAAGAAGAAAGCCAAAAUUAUGACAUUACCAUCUCUACAAAUGCCACAAAAACAGUCCAGAUACGUUGAGGAACGUGUGAGCAAGAAUGAAGUUAGAUCAGUAAUUGAUAUAAAAAAUUUAGAUGAUCUCCUAAACACGAGACACUUCCUAGACAUAGAGCUACCUUGUCAAAUGGCUUCUCUGUUGCAACAAGAACAUUUUUACUACGUUCUAUCCGUUCAUCCCGAUCCUAGUAUACCUUCUCGAAUUUCUUUCUGGCUUAAAGAAGCUUUACUGGAUGUUAUCGUACAAAGUCCUGAUGAUGAGAUUAGAGAACACGGCAUUUUAUUAAAGCAUGUUACCGAAUUUACCUCAUAUUUAUUGGAACUUUUUCCCGUUUGCGUUGAGUUUCUACUGGAAUUUCUACCAAAUUGGAAUGGAUCCACCUACAGAACAUACAUUUUAGAAUUAUUAAAAUUUAUGAGAUUUGUAGCCUUAGCAGAUUUUCAAAGUUGUAUAUUGCAACCUCUGAAGACUCUCUUCCUCAAAGGAGACGGAAAUUUCAAAAUUCAAUUAAUUAACUGCUUAACGGGAAUGUUUUCGCAUUUGGCAACAAUAGAGUACAAUAGGAUAGAUAAUGAAGAUAUAGAAUCGUACGGACUUUUUGAAGAUUGUGAAAUUUCUAAAAAAGAAGCUGUAGCUGUCUUAUAUAGUCUAAUGAAUUUUAUUUACGAUAUUAUCAGAUAUAAUUCUAAUGAUACUUUAAUGAGUUAUUUGGCUUUAAAUUUUUAUUACAAUGUUGAAUCUGUGAGAAAUUAUCAAUCUUUACCGCUUAUUUUGCCUAUAGACGGAAGCUUUACUGUUAAGAACAUCAGUUCAUAUUCAAUAUUUCGAUUAAUAACUUUAUGCUGCCUCCUCAAAUCUUCUGGCGAAGGUUUAAGAGGAAUAACCUUAAAUGCUGACAUACCAGAGGCGAUAAUUAAUGCUAGAAGAAUUGAAUCUGCUAUAAAGUGCGCUCAAAGUAUGCUCCAUCAGAAUGAACCCUUCUCCACCUUUAUGCGGGAGCAAACUCCUAAAUCACUUUUGAAAUUAGGAAUGUCGGAAAAGGAAAUCAAUCAGGUCUGGUCUAUAUAUCGUCAUCCAGCUCUUCUCUUUUGUAUAGUAAAAUACCUGGAUUCAUUGAAUUUAAAUCAUCCUGACGAAAUAGAAAAGCAGUCUCUUACAGAUGACUUUUUAGAUAUGCUGGAAAAAAUGCGAGACGACUUCUCAAAUAUAACUGCCAUAUUAUCCUUAAGACCAUAA